AUGGUCGUCGCUCAACUCCUUCUCGCUGCGGCUCUUGCGCCGGCCGCUCUGGCAAGCCCUCUCAAGUCCCGCGAUGUGGCAUCCUACGAGGGGAACCCACUGGCAGACAGGCAAAUGUUCCCUAACCCCUAUUACGCCGAUGAGAUCAAGACCCAGGCCAUCCCGAAGCUGAGCGGAGAGCUCGCGGAGAAGGCCGCCAAGGUCGCCGAAGUCCCCUCCUUCGCGUGGCUUGACACCCGUGAAAAGAUUAGUCUGAUGAACAGCACUCUGGCGCAAAUCCGCCAGCUUAACCAACAGGGAGCCAAUCCGCCGUUCGCCGGCACCUACGUCAUAUACAACUUUCCUGACCGUGACUGCUCGGCAAAGUCCUCGGCCGGUGAGCUUGUGAUCGCCGAAGAUGGCCUCAGCAAGUACGAAAAAGAAUACAUCGACCCCAUCGCCGCGCUUGCCAAGGAGUACUCGGAUGUUCGCCAGGUGUUUAUCUAUGAGCCCGACGGUCUUGCGAAUCUCGUCACAAACAUGGGCGUUGCCAAGUGCGCCGGUGCUGCUGACACGUACAAGGCGGCUACCGACUACGCCUUCAAGACUCUCAACCUCGACAACGUCGCCAUCUAUGCCGACGCUGGCCACGCAGGUUGGCUUGGCUGGGACGCCAAUCUGCAGCCGACGGCGGAGCUGUACGGCCAGGUAUUCAAGAAGGCCGGGUCGCCCAAGGCGGUCCGCGGCCUCGUGACUAACGUGUCCAACUACAAUGGCUGGAACCUAACCACCGCGCCGUCGUACACGUCGGGCAACAAGCAGUGGGACGAGUCCAAGUUCCACGCCGCGCUGACACCGUUCCUGAAGACGGCCGGGUACCCGGCCAACUACCUCGUCGACCAGGGCCGCAGCGGCAAGCAGCCGACGGGGCAGCAGCAGUGGGGCGACUGGUGCAACGUCAAGGAUACCGGCUUCGGCGCUCGCCCGACGGCCAAGACCGGCGUCGACACGCUGGACGCGAUCGUCUGGGUCAAGCCGGGCGGUGAGGGCGACGGGACCAGCAACUCGACCGCGACGCGCUACGACGAGAAAUGCAGCUCAGCGUCUUCCGUCACCCCGGCCCCGGAAGCUGGGGCUUGGUUCCAGGAGUACUUUGUGCAGCUCCUAGAGAACGCUAACCCCGCCUUCUAG
Molecule: messenger RNA, 1170 nt
Organism: Colletotrichum graminicola M1.001
Lineage: Eukaryota; Fungi; Ascomycota; Sordariomycetes; Glomerellales; Glomerellaceae
Product: glycosyl hydrolase family 6
Exons: 5
Coding region: 1-1170 (389 amino acids)
Biological process (GO): cellulose catabolic process
Molecular function (GO): hydrolase activity, hydrolyzing O-glycosyl compounds
Source: RefSeq, a predicted model, not a curated record